AUGAGCCCCUUCUACAUGGUGUAUGGCCAAGAUCCAGUGCUCCCUGGUGAUCCUCUGAAGCCGUUUAUUGUUCGUGACCUCUCCGACACAAGCUCACAAUCUCUCAAAGAAGCUCGUUUGCCAUCACUUCAACGUUUACGUGACGCUCGUGCCAUUGCCAAGGACCGUACAUCGAAAGAUCGUCAAGCUGAUAAGGAUCGCUGGGAUUUCCAUAUGCAACAUCAUGUAUACAAAGUUGGCGACUUAGUGCUAAUGCGGCAUGAAAAUCGUGUCAACCUGGAACUGAAUUGGAAGGACCUAUCGAGUGGUUGCUUCAGUCGCCUCAAGCCUGUCAACACAUCUUCAAAGCCUUCUCAACCAUGGUAUGAUCCCACUGCAAGUCGUGCCGACAAUCGUCAUCAACCAUCUUUUUCUCGCCCUACCGCCAAACACGAUUGGAUCGAGGACGACCAAUAA
This is a messenger RNA of Lichtheimia ornata, 456 nucleotides long. RefSeq lists its product as uncharacterized. The record is from RefSeq and is a predicted model, not a curated record. The transcript has 2 exons. The coding region runs from base 1 to 456 and encodes 151 amino acids. NCBI's taxonomy places the organism in Eukaryota, Fungi, Mucoromycota, Mucoromycetes, Mucorales, Lichtheimiaceae.